Molecule: messenger RNA, 887 nt
Organism: Solenopsis invicta (red fire ant)
Lineage: Eukaryota; Metazoa; Arthropoda; Insecta; Hymenoptera; Formicidae
Gene: robl
Product: dynein light chain roadblock-type 2
Exons: 3
Coding region: 320-613 (97 amino acids)
Biological process (GO): microtubule-based movement
Cellular component (GO): centrosome; cytoplasmic dynein complex; cytoplasm
Molecular function (GO): dynein intermediate chain binding
Source: RefSeq, a predicted model, not a curated record
UAAGAAUCUAAUUCAUUUUACACAAUAUAAAUAUGGCGUUGAUGGGAUAGGCGACCCAGGCGAUUUGCAUCACCAAAUUCUAUUUUUUACGUGCAGAGAGACGUUAUACAUUUGAUAUAUUUAUGAAAUAUAUGCCUUGACGCCGUAAUCGCACGUAAAGGAGUGGUUUUAUUUUCUUAGAAGAAGCGACGAAGAAGAAAUAACGCAUAAAUUCGCAUUUUGUCAUACGAUUGACACGUUUUAUCGUCUAAGAAUUUUACAUUGCAAAUUGUAAUCACAUCGUUUUUCAAAGGAUCUCACGAGUAUCCCGCUUUCAAAAAUGGCACAGGAAGUUGAGGAAACUAUGAAACGGAUUCAGUCUCACAAGGGGGUAGUUGGAACAAUAGUAGUAAACGCAGAAGGCAUUCCAAUAAAAUCAACGUUAGACAACACAACUACUGUGCAGUACGCGGGUUUAAUAAGUCAAUUGUCAGAUAAAGCUCGCUCCGUUGUGCGUGACUUGGAUCCAACUAAUGAUUUAACUUUUCUGCGUAUCCGUAGCAAAAAGCAUGAAAUUAUGGUCGCGCCGGAUAAAGAAUUUAUAUUAAUAGUAGUGCAAAAUCCAGUUGAUUGAUGUUUAAAGGAUGCGAAUAUAUUACAAGAUUAUCAUUUAUUCCUUUGGUUGUUAAUUUAAUUUAUUCUAUAUGCUGCAUUUGGUUUCAAUAUUUAUUCAGUUAAGAAACAAAGAAAUAAAGCUUGAAUAUAUAAUGCAACACAUUUAAUUGCCAAGAUAAUUUAGUAAGUUACGAGCUUCAAAAGCUUUCACCAUGUUUUUUUUAAUAAUUAAUAUUUUAUUAUAUUACAAAUCAAUUUGAUAAUAGAUCCUGAAUAAAUACUAAUUAUUCCUA